Tinamus guttatus (white-throated tinamou) is the source of this 3939-nucleotide messenger RNA. NCBI's taxonomy places the organism in Eukaryota, Metazoa, Chordata, Aves, Tinamiformes, Tinamidae. The record is from RefSeq and is a predicted model, not a curated record.
AUGGCCCGGAUUGAUGGGCACGACAGCCAUGGCAGAAAGAAACGAAUGCGCAGCUUCUUCUGGAAAACCAUCCCCGAAGAGCAAGUCCGGGGCAAGACCAACAUCUGGACAAUUGCCGCAAGGCCGCAGUAUCAGAUCGAUACGAAGACAAUCGAGGAACUCUUUGGGCAGCAGGAAGAAAUCAAGCCCCAGGACCUCAGAAGUCGGUCGUUAAGGUCUUCAUUUAAAGAGCCUAAAGAAGAGAUUUCCAUUCUGGAUGCAAAAAGAAGUAUGAAUAUUGGGAUAUUUCUCAAACAAUUCAAAAAGUCUGCUGAAUCCAUCAUUGAAGAUAUUUAUCAUGGAAGAAGUGAGCCCUAUGGUUCUGAAUUGCUGCAUGAAUUUCUUAAAUUAUUACCAGAAGCAGAGGAGAUAAAGAAAUUUAAAGCCUUUGAUGGAGAUGUAUCAAAACUGUCUCAAGCAGAUUCCUUCAUGUAUUUACUCAUCCAGGUGCCAAAUUAUACUCUUAGGAUCGAAGCCAUGGUGCUAGAGAGGGAGUUCUCACCCUCCUGUGCUUCGCUACAAGAUGACAUGAAAAUUAUAAGACGGGCAACAAAAGAGUUAAUGACUUGUGAGGAACUGCAUUCCAUAUUACACUUGGUCCUCCAGGCUGGGAAUAUUAUGAAUGCGGGAGGUUAUGCUGGCAAUGCUGUCGGAUUUAAACUGUCAUCACUGCUCAAACUGGCGGACACAAAAGCAAACAAACCUGGGAUGAGUCUGCUGCAUUUUGUUGCUCUGGAAGCCCACAAGAAAGAUGCUGCUCUUCUCAACUUUUCAGAGAAAAUUAAAGAUGUUCAUGAUGCUGCCAGGUUGUCCAUUGAUAAUAUUGAAGCAGAACUCCACUCGUUGUCUUUCAAGGCAAGAUCUGUUAAGGACAGCAUUCGUCGAGAUGCCAGGCUCUUUCACCAGAUGGAAAGCUUUCUCCAGUUUGCUCUAAGACAUCUAAAGGAGCUUGAACACCAGAAACGAGAAUUACAGAAAGAGGGGAAUGCUCUUAUUGACUUCUUCUGUGAAGACAAAGAAACGAUGAAGUUGGAUGAAUGUUUUCAGAUAUUUAGGGACUUCUGCAUAAGGUUCGACAAGGCUGUUAAGGAAAACAGGGAACGAGAGAUCCAGGAGCUUCAUCACCUGCAAAGACGGAAGGAGCUGGAGGAGAAGCGUCGAUCCUGGGCAGCUGGAGAGCUUGGGAGCUUUGGACGAAGCAGCAGUGAAAAUGAUGUCGAGAUGUUGGCCAAAAAAGGACUUGAAGAAUUUCUUCCUUUCUUGCAGCAGAGGCCUCAAAGUCCUUCAUACAGAAACCCCAACUCCAGACGCUCUCGACUUUCUCUAGGGAUUACUGCAGACAGGGAACUGCAGAGUUUCCUGGAGAUCUCAAAGGAUGAGGAUCCAAACAAGUUUAACAGCCUUCCCCGUGCAAACACUCGACAACCAAGACCCAGUGUAGCCUGGACUGAAUCCAAAGAAAGUACAGAUCUCAAUUUAAAUACUUUGCACUUAAACCAGCAGUCAGAAACCAAAGUGCAAAGUGGUGACCUACUGCAUUUGCCUUCAGCUCAGUCUAGUCACUUUGGUGGUUUGGCUGGUCCUGGUGCCCGAUACUCACAAAGGAGCCCCAGCUACAGCGUGCGUGCUUCCAGUGCCUCUUGUGAGGAAUCCCCAGAUAUAAAUGCUCUGGCCCUUGCGAUUAAGGAACAUGAGCUUGUUAAAGGAUUGCAUAAGUUCAAUAUUCAAGGCACUAAGCCUGCAGAAGACACACCUUUAAUUUAUUUAGAGGAUGCUGGUGGAGCAGAUUUGGAGACCCUGGAUGACCUAAGCUUGCAUUCCGUUAGCACAGCUGAUGAGGAGCUGCCUCCAACUUGCAGAAGUUCCAGGGAGGCCCAUGACCAGAAAGGCAAGGCAGGGGGCUGCAAGAGUGAAGCUUCAGAGCCCAGCAGCAGCAGCCCCAUGUCUGUGGAUACCAGUGUUUCUGGAAGUAGAGAAGAUGGGCCCAUGUUCUAUGUGUCAGAUACUACCACUGACUGUUCUUUGACCCUGGAUUCUUCAGAGGGAAAUGAUUUUAAAUUGACAGGCAAUGAAAUAAAGAAUAAGACUGGCAAAGCACGUUCUUCUAUGAACGAUGCUCAGUAUGGGUCUAGAACACCCUUCUCAAACUUGAAUUCUGCCUCUGUGAGGGAUCUGUCUCUUGACACUUCUGCAAACGAUAAGGAUGAUGCCAAUAGCAAGCACACCCUCUCAAAAGAAAAGCCCUUAAGAAACAAAGAUACAGUAGGACCAAAGAGAAACUCUCUAAAAGACAGAUCUCCAAGUUCCUCAAAAUCUAGUGGCACUCGCCCUAACCACACAGGAUCUUCUAGAUCUGUGAGAACUUUGAAUGCCUCUGAGAACGAAAGCAUGAGGAAAGUAGUGCCUAUUUCCCGGUCAAACAAAGCGCCGAGCAGCGUGAGAAAGCCGGAAGCCAAGCCGGCCCCUCGCGAAGCCAGUGCUGUGGAAAGCCGACUGUCGCGGCGCAGCUCUGUCCGAGGCACGACAGAUACUCUGCCAAGAAGCCCCUACAGGCACAGCGUAUCCGUAGAAGAGCCAAAGCUGCAGAGGGGGACCUUCACCUCAAGCAGUGCCCAUUUUGAGAGGGACAGAGUCUCUCUCAAGAAGCCAAGCUCUAAGCCUGUCAGGAGUACUGUCAAAUCAAAGACAGAUGAAACAAAGAUGUGUCGCUCCACUGUAAAAUCCCAGGCCCUCCCCGAGGACACCAAGGUUGCCACGAUCAGCGUUCCCAAGGCACCAUCCUCUGUCCCAAACUUUGCGAGGAACACGGUGGCUUCUUCUUCAAAACGUGCAAAAGUGGAUCUAGCCAGCUCAUCCAGACCUCCCCCCUUCACCAGAUCUGUGUCCCAGAGGCUGCCAAAAACGAAGCUGCCGGUGACAACUCCGGAUGAUGUGAAUCCCAAGGAGAACGGUGGGAGUACAUUAAAGAGAGCAAGCAGCGCCAGGGUUGUUGGAAGGGGCGUCCUUCACGGAGACACCGUGAGCACUACAGUGGAGCCUGAAUCCAAGGAACAGGGUGCAGUGGAGAAGCCUUCUCUUAAACUCAAGGAUGCAAACCGGACCGCGAUAGGUAAAAUACUGAAGCCAUUGCUGAAAUAAGAGUGUGGAAGAGGGGCUUUCUUGUGUUUUGGAAUGUGAACACUUGUUUAAGCACUGGAUGCCUGUAUCAUGAAAUACCUUAAAACAGUUAUAUUGCUGAUAAGCAGCAUCAUGUGUUCAUCAAAGUACCGCACACCACUGGAAAAGGGCAACAUUCUGGUCUAAAUCCUUUUGUACAAAUUUGAAUGUAUUUGAAGCUACUGUGAUGGAAUACAAGUGUAGCAACGCAUCUUUGCCCAUCUGUGAUGUGGUAGGUCACCAAAAGCCAAAAAACUUUCAAGAAGUUCAACUGCAAGAUGAAAGGCGUUGUGACAGAAAAUGUGGGUUAAGGCCAGUUUUUGUGUAUAUAAAAUUCUUCCUAAGACUUCCUAAGCGUUUAUGCUAGUUGGUUCCUUUCUUGAUGUCAAAGUGAAUCCUGUGGAACAGUAUCAAAAAUGAACUUAGGUGAUUGUGCUUUUUGUUGCUCUUAAUUCCUCGGACUCAGGAACUCUUUUUGCCUGUUGCAAAGUCCAUUGCUGGCAAUUGGACAAAGUGGGAGCUGCUGGCCAAAAAAUAGUGAAAUGGGACAUUUGCUGUUUGUGGCUGUCUCUACGUUUAACGAGGAAUUUACAGCAUGUUUUAUGAAUGUACGUGUGUCUGAAGGAAACUUUCUGCUGGGCAGGAAGCUUCUUUUCCAAGAACGUGGCAGCACUGUCUUGCAUGCACAAGUAGGUCUGGGUGGUGCUGCCGCGAGCAGCGCGGCCGGAGGCCGUGCCUGCUGGA